This is a messenger RNA of Endocarpon pusillum Z07020, 2094 nucleotides long. RefSeq lists its product as uncharacterized. The transcript is spliced from 3 exons. Gene Ontology annotation, biological process: Golgi to plasma membrane transport. Gene Ontology annotation, molecular function: protein binding. Gene Ontology annotation, cellular component: exomer complex. The record is from RefSeq and is a predicted model, not a curated record. Bases 1 to 2094 code for a protein of 697 amino acids. NCBI's taxonomy places the organism in Eukaryota, Fungi, Ascomycota, Eurotiomycetes, Verrucariales, Verrucariaceae.
AUGGUGACGCCCGCCGUCCCAGAAAUCAUCGAAGAUGAAGAUCUCUUUUCUGCAAUCGAUGCACGAACCGAAGCUUUACAGGGCAUUCGAGAGCUAGGACCUCCAGACAUUGUAUAUCUCGUCAAACAAUCGAGCAAAGGAAACGGGAAACAGACCGGUGUCUAUCAUCAUGUCACAGGAGUUGACGCUUCUUCUUCCGCCAGUUUAGCAGCAUAUGUCAAUACCUUGAUCUACAACUCGGCCGACAGGACGCACAGGGUUGUAUCAGGCCUUUAUUGCUGCUACAAUGCGUUCUCGAACCUGGACAUGCGAGUGGAGGUCAAGAUACCAGGAAGUGUGGAAAGCUACAGCGUGGAUGAGAAAGGUGACAGAAGGGUAGCAUCGGAGAGUCUGUGGCUGGAAACGUUCCUGUGCGGCAUUCUCCGGGCUUAUUCCUAUGCGGACGAUGGGAGCGGGGAUACCAUCAAGAAGAUUGUUGGUGUAAGGAGAUUCAACCCAAUCACGAACACAGAAACCGAGCAUAAAUUUCUUGAUGCUGCAGAGCAACUCUUCUUCAAUGGUCGGCAGCUUGGUUCGGACCCAGAGAUCCAGGUCCCGAAUCUCGUGUGUAAUCACCUUACCGCUGGGCUGCUCAAAUACAUCAAGACCACUGGGAGAUAUACUUCGGGCAUCAACCUCUUCGAGAAGAUUCGAACAAAGGAUGUCGAAGUAUCAUCUCUACUCGCGCAAGUCCUGAUAGCGGGCGAUGAGGAAGUCCAGGCGGUGCGACUCAUGCAUGAUGCUCUCCAGGAAGUGCCGAUGGACUACGCUCUUCUUGAUUGUCAAGCAGCGUUCUGCCAGGGCAAAGGUGAGGGCGAACUUGCCCUUGAAUGUGCCAAGCGAGGUGUCACUGCUGCCCCGAGUGAAUUUGGAACCUGGGCGCGGCUGGCUGAGGUAUAUGUCUCAGUCGAGCAAUGGGAUUUGGCACUUCUUACCCUGAACUCAUGUCCCAUGUUUACUUAUCAAGACAAAGACUCGCCACGAAUGCCUGAGCCUUCGCGGAUAUUGCUUCCACUGCUACCCGAGAGCUUGUUGGACGAAAUUGAUGAAGGUCAACCCAAACAAGGCGAGCCUUACGAUGAGGUACAUGCUUCGCUCCGGAAGCUGCAGGCGGCAACGUACCAAGGAACUUUCUUAAAGGCGUACAACAUUUUGACGGAAAUUGCAAAAGCAAUUGGCUGGGAUCAGCUUCUCCGGACCCGAAGCCAAGUCUUCGUGAUGGAGGAAGAGUAUCGUACGGAGCGACAGACUGCGAUCGCUUCAAAGCCAUCCUCGAGCCGAAAUGCCAGUACAGUGGGGCUCUCGGGCACCCCAAAUGGUGCCAAUGUGGGAGCAUCGAAGAUUAACGGAGAUGACAGCGAAGAGAAUCGAGAAGAAGGGGAUUCAGAAGCCUCCUCAGGGCCAGCCCAGACGAACGGGGAGGCGGAAACCAGAAUGCGUGCUGCGGAAAAGUCAAUGCAUAAGCCAGAACCGACCAUCGCGUCAGAAUUGGUAACGUCAGGCAAUGAAGACCCCAAUCCAUCACAUCCAGGUUAUUCUCAAUUCCAAAAUAAGCGACUGUGUGAAAGAUGGCUGGACAGCUUGUUCAUGGGACUCUAUGAAGAUCUGAGAAUCUAUACCAUAUGGCGAACCGAAAUGGCGCAAUACCGACAACAGCAGAUUCAAUACAAGAAAUCUGCUACGGAGUGGGAGUUGCUUGGCGAGCUAGCGGAGAGACUGCAUCAUUUCAACGAGGCUAUCGAAGCAUAUCACCAAUGUCUUGCCAUUAGGUUUUCACCACAAGCGAUGAAGGGGAUCCUGAAAUUGUGCGAGCGAGAAGGUGAUACAAGGGGAAUGCUUGGGGCACUGAUCCGUCUGAUCUGCUGGCAGUACAGAUGGUACUCUGAAUUCUCGCCCGAGCUACUUUAUACGGUUCGAAAGCUGAUUGAAGAAGAGGGAGCAGUCAAGGUGAGAAGUAUUGUCCAGGCAACGAACUUACCGCAACCAGUGCUGGACUUGACACAUCAGUACUGUCAGCUCUGUGCAACGUUUCGAAGUAGUGGAAGUGAGGGUUGA